Messenger RNA from Frankliniella occidentalis (western flower thrips), 722 nucleotides. RefSeq lists its product as uncharacterized. The transcript has 2 exons. Gene Ontology annotation, cellular component: nuclear speck; cytosol. Lineage: Eukaryota; Metazoa; Arthropoda; Insecta; Thysanoptera; Thripidae. Gene Ontology annotation, biological process: regulation of sister chromatid segregation; DNA repair; maintenance of rDNA. The record is from RefSeq and is a predicted model, not a curated record. The coding region runs from base 152 to 619 and encodes 155 amino acids.
GGCGCGAAAGUGCAAAAGCGCACUCUUUACUCUUCAAAAAAAUUUGGCCUGUUGUUUUGGUUGUCUAUUACUGCCCUUUUCCAGUAUUGUCAUUCUAUUCAUAGCCUCGGAAAUAAUAAUUUACUUGUUGAGAUUUCUUUUGCGCAGUAAUAUGACAUUUGAGCCAGUUGUCUUGUCGCAAGAUGCACCUGUAAAAUUGUUGGUUAGGGAUUUCAGAAACGUUUUGAAAACGAAAUUGCAAACUUACCCAUGGAAAAUACAAUGUCCAUCUACUAAUAAAAAUGGGGCUAGUCAGUCUCUGGUGAUACAGUUUAAUCAGAUUUGGCUUCAAGGCUGGGUAAAAACUUGUGAAAACGAAGAUAAUAUACUGAUAAGUGAUGGUAGUGGUGAAGUAAGAGUGACAAAAUGUAAGAGGUCUCCUGGGUAUAAUUGGAUUAAACAAGGUGCUUAUUGUGGAGUGCUGGCAACCAUGAAAUUACCUUCACAGUUACCUCCUGAAGUCGAGGCGCUCAAGUUCAUGGACAUAUCUGACAAGAAUAGUGAAGCGGAGCGUAUCUGGCCGUUAGAAGUUCAAGAGUUAAUGAAUGUUUUAGCGAAUAGAAUUUCUUUUGAUUUGUAAGGUAUGAGGAGUUUGGCAUGUGUUAAAUUGUAAAUAAAUUAUAUAAUUGAAACUACAUAUACAACUUUUAAAUAAAAAUAGAAGUAAAAUGUUUUUAAAAAUA